UAUUGUGAAAAGACUUCAGGAAGCAACAAAAAAAUACUAUCAAGAAUAUACUUCUUAUAAAGCACGUAAACUAUGUUAUGUAGGAAACUCAAGUCGUACCAAAAGAAGAAAGAAUCAGCAACAGCGUGAAGCAGCAAAGGGAACCCCAACGUUACACACUUUCUGGGAUGCUGAGAAAUCCACCACAGAGAUUAAUGUAGAAGUAGAUCAUAAUACUGACGAACAAACAGAUGAUGAGAUCGAAGGUUAUAAUUGGCAUGAUAAAAUCCCGGCCACUCUCGAAAAUCUGGAAUUAGAUAUCAAAAAAGAAAAUGUAAAUAGUGAGGUUUGG
Funneliformis caledonium is the source of this 331-nucleotide messenger RNA. Lineage: Eukaryota; Fungi; Glomeromycota; Glomeromycetes; Glomerales; Glomeraceae. The record is from the annotation of a GenBank genome assembly.